AUGUGGCAACCUAAACAGCCUGGGUUGGAGAUGAAGCCUGAAGCUUCAGGAAUAGGGCAAAAAAGAAAAUACCACGAUGAAAGUGUGACAGAGAUAGAGUCUGAACCUUUGGGACAAGAACCAAAAAGGAAAUGCCAGGAUGGAACAGGGAUGGUAUUUAAAGAGCCUGGCAAGGAGCCUCGAGAUCAAGAGCUCCCGAGAGAACAUCCUAGCAAGGGUCAGGUACGGAAACCCCAGGGAAAGACUCCAAAACAACUAGAACCCCUAGAGUUGACCGAAGGAUCUCCAGAGCAGGUUGUAACUGGGAGGAAGCCUGCUGAUGGUGGCAAGGGUCACAAGCGGCCCUAUUCCGUCAUGGAAGAAAACGAACAAAGCCCCCAAAAGGAAAAAUACGGAAGGUUGCUUCAACACCUUCAGUGCGACCAAGAUGUGAGUUCAGACCCACACAGGCCUCACCCGUUCCUUACAAACACCUGGAAGAUCAAAGGGGGCGAGUCAGAAGACAGUCGUGGAUCAGAAAGAACUCAGAGCGAUCGAGAACCAUCUACUGUUGUUGCUCUAAAAGAAUGUCUUUCACCAGAGGAGAGAGAGAAGUGCUGUUCUGAGGAGAAAUGUGUUACAGAGAAGAAAGAUUGUAUAAAGGGUGAAGGAAGAAGGGGGAACAGCUUGGAGCCUGAUUUACCAGGAACACAGGCUCAGAUCAUCCUGGAUAGUGGCAAAGGCAAUAGCUUAUUCCCCAAUAAGGUGGCAGUCCUUGCGGCAGAGAAAAAGCCUAUUACAGACCGAGGAAAAGGCAGAGAAAUGGAUCAAAUCCUUGAUAUUACAGAGGACAUGGAGAAGGAAAUUGAGAAUGCAUUGGGUCCAGGACCCCAAGAGGAAAUCCUAAGUUCCAGAUUCAAGUUGCAAAUCAGCAGAGGAGACAUCCAGACGCUGGAGAACGGUCAGUGGCUCAAUGAUGAGGUCAUCAAUUUCUACAUGAACCUUCUGGUUGAGAGAAAUGAAAACCAAGGCUACCCGGCUCUGCAUGUCUUUAGCACUUUCUUUUACCCCAAGCUAAAGCAUGGCGGUUACAGUUCCGUGAAAAGAUGGACUCGAGGCAUCAAUCUCUUUGAAAAAGAACUCAUCUUGGUGCCUAUUCACCAGAGGGUACACUGGAGCCUGGUGGUAAUCGAUUUAAGAAAACGAAGUAUUGUAUACCUCGAUUCCAUGGGGCAGACAGGGAAGUCUAUCUGUGAGACCAUCUUCCAAUAUUUACAAAAUGAGAGCAAGACACGCAGGAACGUUGAGCUGGACCCUUUGGAGUGGAAGCAGUACAGUGUGACAUCAGAGGAGAUUCCUCUGCAACUGAAUGGGAGUGACUGUGGAAUGUUUACCUGUAAAUAUGCAGAUUACAUCGCUAGGGACCAGCCUGUGACCUUUUCUCAGCAACACAUGCCCACCUUCAGGAAGAGGAUGGUCUGGGAAAUCCUGCACAGUCAAUUACUGUAACAACAUCCACCUGGUUGCUAUGGUCCCCAUCCCUGUACUUUUCCAUCGCUGUUUCUAAUAUACCUCAGGUAGGGUGAGUUGAAGAGACUUAAAACAGGUACUGAGCUGCCUGAAUAGAUGAAGCCCACUCUCUUCAAUAGAGUCCUAACGUGGGAUGUGGGACUGAUGCCCUAAUGCCAUCUCUAGGAUGCGUGCAACUAUUGCAAGCUUAGAAACUGCUGCUGACAAACCAAAAGGAGACCACGUGUUUUAGAAAUCCUGUUUCAAUGAUGGAUUUAGUCAA
Messenger RNA from Mus musculus (house mouse), 1771 nucleotides. It is a transcript of the gene Semp2l2b, whose product is annotated as SUMO/sentrin specific peptidase 2-like 2B. The coding region runs from base 1 to 1488 and encodes 495 amino acids. Gene Ontology annotation, biological process: proteolysis; protein desumoylation. The record is from RefSeq and is marked validated. Lineage: Eukaryota; Metazoa; Chordata; Mammalia; Rodentia; Muridae. The transcript has a single exon. Gene Ontology annotation, molecular function: cysteine-type peptidase activity; deSUMOylase activity.